AUGGAGGAGAAGUGCGGCAAGGCUAUGGAGGUGUACAAAACGUGCACUGAGGCGUCACUCAGUGAUAAACGCCUCCCGCCUCCACUCGUCGAAGUCGGCUUCCCGCCAAAGCAUUCUUGA
Messenger RNA from Eimeria necatrix, 120 nucleotides. RefSeq lists its product as hypothetical. The transcript is spliced from 2 exons. Lineage: Eukaryota; Apicomplexa; Conoidasida; Eucoccidiorida; Eimeriidae. Bases 1 to 120 code for a protein of 39 amino acids. The record is from RefSeq and is a predicted model, not a curated record.